GCGACCUAAAGGCUUCAAUUGAACCACGGAGAUUCAUCCUUUUGUCAUUCACUGCGCAUUUUUUUAUUACCUUCUGUUUGCCAAGACAAAAUUCCAGGCCGCUUCAUGGCAGCACCACCGACCAAACAAGACAUUAGCAAUGUUUUUAAGCCCUUGUUAGCAAAUAAAUACAACAAGGCUUGCUUUGAUUGUCAUGCCAAAGGGCCUACAUGGGCUUCCGUGACAUUUGCCGUUUAUUUAUGUCAAGAUUGUGCUUCGGCCCAUCGUAAUUUAGGUGUGCACAUCAGCUUUGUAAAAUCCACCAUUCUAGACACUUGGGCAUGGGAUCAACUUCAUCGUAUGCAAUGCGGCGGUAAUCAAGCUGCGCAAGAGUUCAUUUCGAGUUCCACCAAAGAUAUUUCGGCCAAAUACAGUAGCAAGCAAGCGCAGCAAUAUAAACGCCAAUUACAGCUAAAAGCUGAUAAAGCGUCCAUAGAACAGGAAGUCACCGCGGACGAUUUGUUGGGGAAUGGCCCUGAACCCGCUGUGCAGGAUUUAUUGGGAACCGCGACUCGAACGGAAGCAUUGGUGGAUGGAGAUCCGGUAAUGGAAGCGCUCGGCCUUGCACAAGCCAAACCCCACCAUGGAUCCCUAUAUCAACCCUCCGCACCACCGUCUGCUCGUCCACACACCAAUUCAGCCGCAUUGAUUGACCUUGAUACCGCGCCACGAACAAAGGACGAUGAUUUCUUUGCCAUGUGGGAAAAGAACGCUGGGACAGGGUCCGGGACCUCAAAAACGAAAAAAAGUACAACAUUGCAGCAUAAACCAUCACCCAAGCAUCCAUUAAAGGCUCGCAAGUUACAAAGUGGAGCCUUCAAUUUUGAGGAAGCACAAGCUCGAGAAAAACAACAAGCCAAAUCAUCUUUCCACAUGCACGGUGAACCCUCCCCUUCACCGUCUUCGCCAUCUGUCACCACCUCACAUUCAUCCCCCGCUUCGACCCCGCGUGUGCUAUCUUCACGACUGACGUAUCAACCAGCGACCUCUUCCGCGAAGCAGACUAUACCACAAGAGGAACAUCCUGAUCUGGAUCGUCUAGGCAUGGGCAAAGCUCGAGCCAACAACACGUAUACAUUCAAAGCGACAGCAGCACCAUCAUCCUCUGCGACCGAAGAGGUCACCGAAGCACGGGAUCGGUUCGGGAAUGCCAAAUCGAUCUCUUCCGACCAAUAUUUCGGACGCAAUCAGUACGAUCCUCAAAUGAUGGCGGAAAAUACGGCACGUUUAGCGCAAUUUCAGGGCGCGCAAAGUAUAUCCUCAGACCAGUACUUUGGACGACAGGAUCGAGCGUCCGAUGACAUGGGCGGUUACAUCCGCGGCUCAGGCACCUACGGUCGUUCAGCAUCCUCUUCAUCCUCGUCCAACAACGCCUUGUCCAGAAAAUUAUUGCGGGUAUCAAGCAAGAUGGCGGCCAAGUUGCAGCAUGUGUUGUCUGAUCUCGAGUAAACCUUCUUUUUCCCACCCAUCAUUUCAAAUUUUUUAAUUUUAUUUUGCAUAUCCCGAUAACAAGCCGUACACCAUUUCUGGAUGCCGCCUGCCAGUCAGUAGAAGUCACCCCUCUCACAUUCAGCAAAUUCUCGUUAGACCAAAAAAGUCGAACGCAUAAGGCAUAACCUGGGCGAGAAUCUUUGGAUGGGAAUUUUUGAUAUACUUAUGCCCCAGGUAACACGAUUUUAUUUCUCUAACAAGCACAAAAGCAGCACUUAUUGGCCCCUCCGUUCCAUCCCAUCCAGGCAGGACCGGUUUUGUUGGAUAUGUCAAUGCAUUAGCAAGAGAUCUUAUAAUUCAUUAAGAAAUUAGACUUUUUUUUUCUCUGAACCAAACAUGCUGAAAAAAAAGUGUGGAUAGAAUAGAACGCGCAAGUAUUUACAGUAUUCUCUUUGGG
Radiomyces spectabilis is the source of this 1927-nucleotide messenger RNA. RefSeq lists its product as uncharacterized. NCBI's taxonomy places the organism in Eukaryota, Fungi, Mucoromycota, Mucoromycetes, Mucorales, Radiomycetaceae. The record is from RefSeq and is a predicted model, not a curated record. Gene Ontology annotation, biological process: COPI coating of Golgi vesicle. The coding region runs from base 106 to 1488 and encodes 460 amino acids. Gene Ontology annotation, molecular function: GTPase activator activity. The transcript has 4 exons.